AUGAAGUUCCUCUGCGUUUUGUUCGCCGCAUCGGCUGUACUGGCUCAAUACAGCACCAACAUACCUCCAUGCUUGUCAGCAUGUAUAGCACCUUAUCCCGACGCACACUCAGCAGCAACUUGCAUGUCAAACUGGACUUCCGCAAUCUCGUUAUGCAUCGAUGGCUCAUGCAGUGUCUCUGUCUCUUCGACCAACGUCAACACACGUACGAGCAUGUUCUUCACCCCGAGCUAUGACGAUGCGUGUCAACAAAGUCCUAGCAAUGGAGCAACUCAGCCUCAGCCUAUACUACAACUACGACCCGGCAUCUGCCAGACCAACUCGUAUCGCUUUCACUCGUUUCUAAUCUCCACUGGUCAGAAUGGCAUCCAACAAGACUGCUCACUAGGGUUGUUCGAGGAGGGCCAGUGUGCCGGUGGAACAAGAAAAGUUCCGCUCGAUGCCAGCGUUGGUUCGGCUGGACAAUGCUGGGACGUUGGUGGUCAAAGUGUAAUGCUGUCGUGUGGUGAAGGAGGAGCCGCGUCCGACAAUCAAGCGGCACACAUCUAUCUGUCCUCCCUCUGUAGCAUCAGCGGUCCUACGGUGACAUCGACUCGACUGCAAUCCUCAACAUCGCUUGUCGCAGCAGACACGACGACCCUCGCCUUCGCAAUUCCCUCUAUACCAGCCUCAUCGAAUCUCACAACUGGCACAUUUAAUGGUCUUCCUACAUCUGCAAACACGACAUCAUUCGCAACUACCAGUAUUGCAGUCAUCAUCCCCAGUGUUGUCUCUGUCAGUGGCGACGGUACCGAGAAGCAUGUAGCCAAGAGAGGAAGCGCUGCGCAAUGGGCUUUGGUCGUCGUCGUGUUUGCUAGAAGCCUUAUGUAUUGA
Molecule: messenger RNA, 873 nt
Organism: Aureobasidium vineae
Lineage: Eukaryota; Fungi; Ascomycota; Dothideomycetes; Dothideales; Saccotheciaceae
Source: the annotation of a GenBank genome assembly